This is a messenger RNA of Phyllopteryx taeniolatus (common seadragon), 1837 nucleotides long. RefSeq lists its product as uncharacterized. Lineage: Eukaryota; Metazoa; Chordata; Actinopteri; Syngnathiformes; Syngnathidae. The record is from RefSeq and is a predicted model, not a curated record. The coding region runs from base 812 to 1612 and encodes 266 amino acids. The transcript is spliced from 5 exons.
UUUGGUUUGAAGCCACCCAAAUAUUUUGGAACAUGUGACUGACGGGGGUUUCUCGUUGCUCAGGUGUUGCCUUUGAGCUUGAUUGCUUAAACAUUAGUGCUUGUUUUGGGGUUUGAGUUUUUACCUGUGAAAACUGCGUUGGAUGUUAAGCAAACAAAGGCCAGAGAGCUGUCUAGGGGAGAAAAGCAUUUUCCUUUUGAAGGGAAAAUCAAUCAAACAUUUGGCAUAACAACACAACAAUUUGGAAUGUCCUGAGAAAGAGAGAAACUACUGGCAUACGGCGCAACAGACAUCGAACAGGUCGGCCAAGGAUAUCGACGGCAGUGGAUGACGGAAGGGUUGUGAGCGCUGUGAAGAAACACCCAAAGACAGACAACCUUGGCCAGAUCUGUGCCCGGUCACAAUUCUGUCUCUGGGCUCUUCGGGCAGUUCCUUUGACCUCAUGAUCCUCAUUUGCUCUGACGUUGAUCGACAAGGGUGUGGCUUUCCUAAUCAAGUCCAAUCAGUAUAAUCAAACACAGCUGGACUCCAAUGAAGGUGGAGCACCAUCUCCAGGCUGGUCAGAACAAAUGGACAGCACCCGAUUUCAUAUAUGAAAGGGUCGGAAUACUUCGGGCUGUGUGAUAUUGGAGUUUUUCUUGAAUAAAUCUGCACACAUUUUAACAAUUCAUUUUUUUUUCUGUCAAUAUGGGGUGCUGUGUGUACAUUAAUGAGGAAAAAAAUUUUACUUAAAUGAUUAGCAAAUGACUGCAAUAAAAUUUACGGGGGUCUGAAUACUUUCGCGCCAUGUGGGUGACCAAUCGGUCUCUGCAUGAAACUUUCUUUUUACUUUCCCAAAAUAUCCUUUAUUGAUUUAUGUAUUCUGGAAUGUGCUUCCAUCAUAAACACCUGCUCACGAGCAAAACGUUUUGUCACCUUGUCUCCUUUUUCUUCAAAACUGCGAAGGAGCCCCGCAUGCGCACAGAAGAGGAUGAGACGAGGCCCAGCGCGCGUGAGCCUGGAAAGUUCGGCGAACGUUUCCCUCCACCAGCGCUUCUCUCAGGUGCGGGCUGAGCAAACGAUGCGGACCAACAUGGCGGCCGCUCCCAAGUCGGUCCUCCUAUUGGUGGAUUCCACGUCUUCAUUCAAUCUGCAGGCGUGUAGCGUCUUGCAGGUCGGGGUGCCGUGCGCCUCGCCGGCGGUCGCGACUCCGCCCACCGGGCGUGCGAGCGUGUGGACCCGGCUGGGCUGGAGGCAGCUCGGCUACUGGACCUUCCGGAACAAGUACGGCUGGAGAGCCAGGUGCCGCCGCGCCGCCUUCAGGAGAGCAGGAAGCAGCGGAAGACCGGCUCGGCGACGCCCCGCCGCAUCCGCCACGUUCCGGAAAGUAGCUCCGGGCGGAACCCCGCCGGGAGCGGCCCGUCUUUUCCGUCGGAACGGGCCGAGGGGGCGGAGCCGAGACGUGCUCACCAAAACGGAGCUGGACGCAGAACUGGACAGCUACAUGGCCCGGUCCAAGACCCGGCUGGACGCCGAAUUGGACCAGUACAUGUCCAGGUCCAAGAGUCGGCUGGACGCCCAGCUGGAGGAGUACAUGGCGCUCGCGGGGCAGCCGCUGCCCUGGUGGGACUGAACUCCGGCCGCUUGGGAUCGUCCAAUGGGAACGCUUCCUCACUUUUCGUCGUUUCCUUUUGUUUCCCUGCGAUAGCGUCCGCUAAGCACGUUAGCUGUUUCCUUUGACUUGCUCCUGUGUUAGCAUUGUUAGCUUCCUCCUAAGUUCUUUUCAUUAUGAGGGGAACAAAAUGUAUGGCCGAGAAUUUUGGCAAAUCUUUCGAAUUAAAAGACGAGGAAAAAAUGA